Molecule: messenger RNA, 1278 nt
Organism: Rangifer tarandus platyrhynchus (Svalbard reindeer)
Lineage: Eukaryota; Metazoa; Chordata; Mammalia; Artiodactyla; Cervidae
Source: the annotation of a GenBank genome assembly
AUGGCCUCCCUAACCAACCUGCCCCCGCCCCCCGCAAGGAGUCGGCUUCCGGGGUUUGGGCCCUUCUGCCCAGGGGCUGGUGGACUGGCUUGGGCUUCAGGAGUGGUUCAGCGCAGUGGUGCGUUCUCUGACGCUGUCCUCACGCCGGGGCCAGCAGGCUGGGGGGCGGUGAAGAGUGUUCCCUGGUGGGGGUUCGGCGAGGGGGGAGCGCUCGGCCCCCGCGCUCGAUCAGUUUACAGCAUGCUGUUAAUAGAGGCCAUCAAUCACGGCCACGGGCAGCUGGCUCAGACAGGGGCCUCCUUCUCUUUCAGUUACCCCGAACCAAAAACCCGUCCCGGGAAGCUGGUGGGAACACGUGCUCUGGACGUGGUGACGUGCACGACUGGGGUCUCCCUCUUGCUACGCGCCCCCCCCAGAUGCCCUGGCCUGAGCAGAGCUCCCGACACGGUCGCUGGCGCACACCUCGGAGUCAGAGGGCUCUGGGUCCUGAAGUCCAAAGUGCCUCCAGGAUUUCUCGGGGUCAAGACCAGGAAGACCGGCCUUCUGGGCCUGCCCACAGAGUCCUGGAUUUCUCAGAACAGAGCGGGGACCACGCUGCAGCCGCUCGGAGAGGACGGGCCUGGGGCGAGGCUCCCGGCCGUGGUGGUCAGACUCAGUCCUCACCCAGAGGCUGCCCUCCAGCCACAGGUGCGGCUAUCCCCGGAGCGGGGCCAGCCGGCCUCACACCCUCCCGAGAGAGGCCCUGGCUCCCCGGCCUCACUGGCUUUCCUUUCCGCCCCGUCCCCAGACUGGUCCGGCCUCGCGAAGAAGGCCGUCAGCUGUUGUCGUGGGCCGGCAGAGGGCUGUGCAAACUCCACGGGAUUAGGGUUGUGGGAUCAGAAAAGGUCAGCGUCCUCCUCCCGUGUGUCCCUGUCUAUCCGGUGGCCGAGCUUCAAGCUGAUCUUCACCAUUGACUCAGAGCUGGAGUCUUCACAACUGAUGUGUUGUCAACCGUGUGUCCCUGUCUAUCCGGUGGCCGAGCUUCAAGCUGAUCUCACCAUUGACUCAGAGCUGGAGUCUUCACAACUGAUGUGUUGUCAACCGUGUGUCCCUGUCUAUCCGGUGGCCGAGCUUCAAGCUGAUCUCACCAUUGACUCAGAGCUGGAGUCUUCACAACUGAUGUGUUGUCAACCGUGUGUCCCUGUCUAUCCGGUGGCCGAGCUUCAAGCUGAUCUCACCAUUGACUCAGAGCUGGAGUCUUCGGUUGUCCCUGCUGUUGUCACAGCUCUUGCCCAGUAA